This is a messenger RNA of Nylanderia fulva, 1013 nucleotides long. Its product is annotated as heat shock factor 2-binding protein. Gene Ontology annotation, cellular component: cytosol. The record is from RefSeq and is a predicted model, not a curated record. NCBI's taxonomy places the organism in Eukaryota, Metazoa, Arthropoda, Insecta, Hymenoptera, Formicidae.
UAUUUUAUAACGACAAAUAUUUGUUGCACCUCAUACUUUCAGAAUUCUUUGGAGAAAAUUAUAAAUUCCAGCGAACAUAAUUUUCACGAAUUCAUAGAUGAUAUUCCACAAACAUUUGAGUUUCGGGAGGAGACGAACGGAAAGAAAACGCAAGCACUUUUUGAUGACUUCUCAAUGUCAUCUGUUGAUGCGUCAAAAGAUGAUGCAAAAAAAAUGGUAGCAUUGGAAUCAAAGUGUGAAGAGCUGGGUGUUCAAAUUGAUCGUUUGACGAAAGAAAAAGAAACUGCAUUCGAGGAGAUAGAACGUUUAAAAGAUCAAAUAAUAAGCCAAAGUACCUAUUGCACAAGCCUGGGUGCAGUAUUAAGUAACUUGACUUGGCAUGCUUCUAGAUUUCCACAAAUAGUCGAUAUCUGGUUAACUACAUUUCACACACAGAAUAAAAUAGGAGAAUUCCUGUCGAUAGUAAACGGCACUUUUGGCGCGUUCGUUAAUACUUAUAGAAACGUAUUCCCCCCGACAAGUAAUAUUGAGUAUCAAUACAUAAUAGGACUCCUUGGUAUUGUUACUAAUAUAUCUGAAAGUCCAGAAGGUCGCGAAUUUUUAAUUACAAAUUCCAAUGGCAUAGAAUUUGUACAAAAAAUAAUUAAACUAACACCUGAAUUGCCAUCAGCUCCCGGAUCAUUAUCUUUGAAAAGAUUAAUAUUAAUGAUUCUGUACAACGUGAGCAUAAAUAAGACCGGCUUGCAAUAUCUGCUGGAGUCUCAAUUAGAAACUAUGUUGAGUCAUUGUAUGGAAGAUGAAUCCUCCUCGGAAGAGACACAGUUGCUCUGCCUUCGCGUUCUACAAUCCGUCACUUACGAUCUCACUGAACCAAAAUACAUUCACGCUCUGACCACAACAAUUGCGAUCGAAAGAAUUGAAAUUAUGACGAGCUCAAAAAGAAGCGAUAUAAGUGGUGCAGCAAAACAAAUUAUAAAACAUUUACAGGAUACUCAAAAAAUUAUUAAAUAAUA